UUGCAUAUGAAUUGUACCUGAGAGAGAUGCUACUGAAAUCAGUGGAACUAAUUAUGAUACAUGAAGUUAAGUACAUCUGCAAAGUUAUUUAAGAAGAGGAUGGUCAAAUUAGAAAAAAAAAAACAGCUCAAAAAAUUUUGCACUGAUUUUAGUAGAUUUAGGUAUUUAUUGAACUACAGUUUGUGCUGACUGUAGGCUUAGUGUCAGUCAUAAGUUUAUUUACACUAGAGCAGUUUUCUAUUUCCCACCAUGAACCCUUAGAAUGUUUACAAAUUUUGAACUAUCAGGCCCCAGAUACCAAGAGUAGUGUGGCCAGUAGGACUAGGAAAGUGAUUGUCCCCCUGUACUCAGAACUGGUAAGGCCACACCUCACAUGUUGUUCCGUUUUGGGCCACUCACUUAAAAAAUGGCAUUUUAGUGCUGGAGUGAGUUCAGAGAAGGGCAAUGACGCUGGUGAAGGUCUUCUGGGGGCAUCUGGGGGAAUUGGCCUUGUUUGGUCUGAAGAAGAGGAGGCUCACGCUCAUUGUUCUCUUCAGCUGUCUAAAAGGAAACCAUCAUGAGGCAGGGGUUGGCUUUUUCUGCCUUGUCUCAAGUGGAAGGAUGAGAGGAAAUUACUUUAAGUUGUACCAGGGGAGAUACAGAUUAGACAUCAGAAAUUUUAUUUUCACUGCAGAAGUGGUUAGGCAUUGGAAUAAGCUGCCAAGGGAGGUGGUGGAGGUACCACCUCUAGAAGUGUUGAAGAGGCAUCUGGAUGUGGCACUUGGGUUUAGGGGUGAUUAAAAUGGUGCUGUGUUGCCAGAUGGUCUUAAAGGUCUCUUCCAGUCUUGAUGAUUCUGUGGAUCUAGCCAUGUGAUAGGACUGAAAUAGAUCAGGGACAUAUGAAGAAUGCAUCACAUGUGGGCAGCAUUUUGGCCGGAGUCCCAGCUGAAAGCUCUGAAGGAGACUGUGCAGCUUUGCCUGUGCUCCGUUCUGCGCAGUCAGCCUCCCGCAGCGAGUCUGAUCUCCUCCAAACCAGCUGAGAAGCUGCCUUCCUCCAAUGCAAAGGGCUCCCAAGCCCCAUCCCAAGGCACAAGCACCGAGGUCUGGCAAAAUGUCUCAGCAGAGAAAGAGAAUUUUCAUGUGGCCUUGAAAAAGGAAGAAAAUCAAAGCACCCAGGAGUGUGAUUCUCAAGAUGACCACUUGUAGAAGUAAACUUCACUAUUGGUGAUGAGAUUUAAACAUGAAGAAAAAAAGCUGGAUAAGUAUCAAGUUGUUAAACUUGCUGUCACAAGACUAUAUUGUUGAAGACUUUUACAGGGAUGAUGGGAGUCUGGGAUAAGCUUAGAUAUGAAAACUUUGUUCCAUUUCAUCAAGUAGGCUUAAAAGACCCAAAUUGUGUUUUUUAAGUAUUUUGGUUUUUUUGGUUUUUUUUUUUUUUUUUUUGAAAACUGAAUAUUUUUGGAAAAAAAUAGGAAGUAGUUAUCUCUGACAUUUCUCUUUUGGUGACGUGCCUAUUUCUAAGUGGUAUUUGUGUUUUGAUGGUUUGAGGCAUUAUGGGUUAUUGAGUUAGGAAUAAUUAUUUUGUUGUUGUUAAUAUGAAUUUUUUUUGGUAGUUUGAUGUAUUUGGUUGUUGUUUUUUAUUAGUUUUACUUUUGGGAACGUGGGUAUUUCUAUGGUGGAUCUUUUUAGGUAGUUAUUUUAUUUCGGUGGUGAAUCUUUUCUUUCUUCGUGGUUCCGAUUUUGUUAUAUCGGUAAUUAUUUGGUGGGUUUUUUUCGUUCAUUUUAUAGAGUAUUGGGUUCUCUUUAUGCGUUAGUGUAGUGGUAGAGUUUUGGGGUUUGAUUUUUUAUUUUUUUUCUAAGAAACGUUCGGGGUCUGUUGUAUGGUUUGGAGUAUAGUAAGUUAGUUGGCUAUUUUUUUUUUUUUCUUAAUGUUUUUUUGUGAUUUGCUGUGUGGGUUUCGCUUGGCUGCGACACUUGGCUUGGGCUAAGUACUGACAUUGAAAUGUUAAUUAGCUAAUUGUUCCUGGGAAUCACCUACCUCCCCCCACCCGCACUACCAUUCUAUAGGUCUUUUUAGAAAUGUGUGUGUCAUUUUUGUGAUGUGAUAAGAACCGCUAGUGAAAGAAGUGUAGUGCGGGUUUUCUUGCCGGUAGUUGGUUGGCUGUGGAACCUUUCUGAAUAUUUUGGACGGCGUUGUUGGGAAUUUGAUGCUGUUUUGGCAUUUUAGUUUGAGGAACUGGAUUAGAACUGCAAAGUUUUAACUCUAAUGAAACAAAAGGAAUGCAUAAAUAUGAAAAUAGGAAUAUAAAACUUCAAUUUUAAAUAUGAACGGAAAACAUAUAAAUAAAACAUGUAACAUGAAUAAUGUUAUCCAUUACUAUUAGGUAUUAUAUUGUUUGAUAUAGGGUAUUUUAUAUGUUUAUAUACAUAUACAUGUAGAUUAUAAAUAUAAAUAUGCCUUUAGAAACGUAUAAUUAAUACAUGUGGAUAUAUAAAUAUGACAAAAUAAUAGGAAUCAAUACAGUACAUAAUGCAUAUUUUAGUGUAUAUGUCUUAUUAUGACACAUUAUAUGUCAUAGGAAUUAUAGCUCGAAAUAUAGUACCUCAAGAUAUUGUGAUAGAAUAUAUAAGUACUUG
Messenger RNA from Taeniopygia guttata (zebra finch), 2616 nucleotides. Lineage: Eukaryota; Metazoa; Chordata; Aves; Passeriformes; Estrildidae. The record is from RefSeq and is a predicted model, not a curated record.